UAAUUCGCAGUCUGUUCAGGUUGUAUGCUGUUUGCUGCUUAUCAGUAUCUAAGGGUUGGCCAUGAAGCCUUUUAGUUUGAAUUAAGUGAGAACGGUCUUUAAUUUUAUUUAACUUUCUACGGAACUAAACAUGCGUCAAAAUCCGUUCCUAAGUGGUAAAGGGUUACAUAUGUACCACCACUUCAUCUGUUGAGUUGUUCUAAUGGCGUGUUGCACCUUUCUGAGAUGUGAUCAGGUGAUAUGGUAAGGUGUGAAACUUGAUUGUUUAGACCAUUGGUUGUCGGGAUAUUGAAUCGGAUGGAUGUGUAGUUCACCUAAUAAGCUGUCCGUGCAUUGUGAUAAGGACAGGAACUCUAAAUGGGCUACGAUACACGAUUGCCAACCGCUGAAGGUCACAUAUACCAGACUGAAGUAUGGAUCGUCAUCCAUGUGUAUACAAAGAUAAGUGAUAUCAUUUUUAAAGGUCAAAUAUGACGUAAGACAGAUAUGCUGAAAGAGGUAAUUGUGAUGCGAGAUUGUCGUUGACUUUCUUUGAUAAGCAUUACUGCUGUUGGCUUGCAGACAGACAACACUGCCCUUUCGACUUGAUUUAUAGAGCUAGGACGUUUUAACAUUGUUGGCGCUCAAACUCGGGCAAGGCUCCUCAGUUUACAGCGCGCGCCACACUGUUUUUGCCCGCAAGCGUUAACACGCUGACGUGGGUCGAUGGUGCGAGAGCGAGUCCGAGUCGGCGUUAACAGUGUUAACACGCCUAAGCUCUGAAAAUCAAGUCUAAUUGAUGGCGUUUUCGUUCUGUUUUCUAACAGCAAUACUGUUUUACCAAAGGCAGUAUGUAAGGUCUUGCAUCAUUUAAUCCCUUUUUUUCAUGGCAGCAGUAUAACGUUAACUCUAAUCUUUUGUUGCAAAUGGACGUAUCCUAUUUUUUUUAUAUAUGCUAAUACGUGUUUAUUUAAUUUAUCUGUUUUCUUCUUUUAUUAGUUACUCAUGUAUGGUUUUGUUUAGCUGUACACUUGACUUAAUCUUGUCAUCGCCAGAAACAUGUAAAUAAUGUUAACACGUAAAGACCACACAUAAUGUUGGAAGAACUUUAAAUCCUACUCUUUUUUCAGGUGAGUGGGUUCGAUAUGAAGCUGUGAUAUGUAUAUAUGUCUUUUAUACAUCAUUUAAUGGGCAUAUUGACAGCAAAUGCAGUAUCAUGUUUUCAAAUGAUCUUUUAGUUGGCAUUUAUUUAAAUAAUUGAUUAAAUCAUUUAUCUCGUUUUAUAUUUAUGAGAAAAUAUAUUUACUUUCAUAAAAGUUAAACUUCGUUCACUUUGACACUUUUUGGGGGUGGGAAAUAUAUUGUUGGUAUUGUUCACGUAUUUAAGUAGAGAAAGUACAGUAAUGGUUUUGAGCGUAAAAUGCACGCGUUUCUGGUUUUUGCAUUUAUAUCAGGUGUAAAUACAUUGAUAUGCUUUUCAAUGUGUGUAUUCGGUGGGGUAAUUUAUGGAGAAUGAGAAAACAGCGCAAAUUGUUAAUUUUCAAUAAAGUAUUGUUAAAUUUUCUUUUAGGUCAGUUUCCAGUUCGUGUCAAAUGGGACCCUAACACGAUCCGGUUCCACUGCUGGAGAAAUAUGGCGCAACGUUUACGGAUGCCAUGAAGAUUCCUCAAUUUAGACGUUCCGUGGAGGCUGAACAUCGUUGCAUAUUAAAGAAGUUGUAGCGACUGAAUAUUUUUUUAAAUAUUUAUGUGUAAGAAAUCCCGAUAAAUAAAAACACACAUGCCUUAUUUGUCCAUGUAUAAUUACUAUUUAUUAGAUAAUACAUUUUGUUAAAUUAACAAGGAAAAUAAUGAUUUGCAAGAUGAUGAUAAUGGCGAUAGUGGUUGUGGAAAUGGUGAUGGUGCUUUUGAUUGUGGUAGUGGUGGUGAUGGUUGUGUUGGUGAUGGUGAUGAUGGCGGUUAUGAUGGUGAUGAAUGUGAUUGUGGUGAUGAUGAUGGUGUUGAUGGUGGUGGAGAUGGUUGUGGUAAAAGUUGUGACGGCGGUGGUGAUGGUGGUAAUGGUGAUGGUAGUGGUGAUCGUGAUGGUGGUGAUGGUAGUGAUGAUGGGGAAGAUGGUGAUGGCGGUGGUGAUGAUGAUUGGUGAUCGUUACGGUGGUGGUGAUAGUAGUGAUGGUUAAAGUGAUCGGGGUUGUGAUAAUGAUGGUAAUGGUUAUGAUGGUGGUGAAGGGGGCGAUGGUGGUGGUGAUGGUGAUGGAAACGGUGAGUGGUCAUAGUUGUGGUUGGUGGUAAUGUUGGUGUUGGUGGUGGUGCUUAUGAUGGUGGUGGUGAUGGUGGAAAUGGUAAUGGUGUUGAUGGUGGAGGUUAUUUGUCAUAUUUUUGCUGAUUGUUGGGGUGGCUCUGGUGGUGUUGAUGAUGGUGGUGAUAGAAUUGGGAGUUGAGAUGGUGGUUGUGAUGGUGGUGCUGAUGAUUGGAAUGGUGGUGGUGUGGCGAUAACGACGAUAGUGGUAAUGGAAAUGAUGGUUGUUAUGGUGGUGUUGGUUGUAAUUGUGAAGGUGAUGGUGGUGUUGGCGGUGAUGGUGAUGGAAAUGGCUGUGACGGUGGUGAUGGUGGUGGGCAUGGUGAUGAAAUUGAUGGUGGUGUUGGUGAUUGUGAAUGUGGAGGUUGUGGUGGGGGUGAUGGAGCUUUUUGUGAUGGUGAUGGUGGUGUUGAAGGUGGUGGUGGGGGAUACGCUGGUGAUGGUCAUUGAAGUGGUGGUAUUGGUGAUGGUGGUGAUGGUUAUGGAAGUUGGGUUGGUAGUGAUUGUGGUGACAAUUGUGAUGGUGUUGGUGGAAGUGGUGCUUGUGGUGGUGGUGCUUGUGGUGAUGGUGCUUUUGAUUUUAGUGGUGGUGUUCAUGGCGAUGAUGAUGGUGGUGUUGAGAAUGGUGGAGGUGAUGGUGUUAUUGAUUAUGUUGAUGAUGGUUGGGUGGUGGUAAUGUAUGUGAUUGAAGUCGUGGAGGUGGUAAUGGUGGUGUUGGUUGUGAUGAUGAUGUUGAUGAAAAUUAUGGUGGUGAUGGUGGUGGUCAUGGUGAUAGUGGUGGUGAUGAUGGUCAUGGUGAUAGUGGUGGUGAUGGUGGCAGUGAAAGUGAGUUUGCUAAUGGUGGUGAUGAUGGUUAUGGUGAUGGUCGUAUAGAUGACGGUGUUGGUGGUAUUGAAGGAGAAGGUGCUUAUGGUGGUAUUUAUAGUUGUAGUGAUGUUUUUAGGUUACUUUCUGUCCGCCAAACGGUAAUUUUCGCCGUCCAAUCGGUUCCGAAUAUGCUUAUGAGGGAGGGGUUAUCCGGCGACUAUUAUUUUUGUUUGACGUUGGUCAAUAAAGUCAGCGUUUACAGCAGAUUGUUUAACAAAUAAUUACAGUGUAACCAUUUACGUAAUAUAAAACGGUAAUUAAUACAGUACAUUACAGACAAUGUCGGGCAUUAUCCUCACACAUUUAACUGUAGUUACUUAUGAACAGUUAAAAGCAUAUGGUGAAUAAUUGAAUCCUUAUGGCGAGUAAGUUGUAAAAACAACAACCUUUUAAGAAUCUACGCGGUAGCAAUUUAAUUUCAGUACAUGUAUAUUUCGAUUUUCUACAGCCAUGUGUUAAUAUUUUCUGAAUAAACUCCCUACGUACGCAUCUAAAAAACGUGCCUUUAUAAGAGUGCGACAUUGUUACCAUCGUCUGUGCAUUUCCACGCAUGAAAAGCGUGCGUUUUGCAACAACCAGGUGCUAUAACUAAAUAUAGACGUGCAAUUCAGUACAUGUAGUAUUUUAUUAACAAAAAUGUAAACAGGAAUAAAUGCACACGAUAAGAAAGCAUUGACCCAUUUAAACUAUAGAAAAAAAAUAUGUGAAUUUACGACUUAAACAUUCCAGUAGAUGAUAUGUUCAUACAAAUAUUUUUGACGGGUGGGAGAUUA
This is a messenger RNA of Dreissena polymorpha, 3914 nucleotides long. RefSeq lists its product as uncharacterized. Gene Ontology annotation, cellular component: membrane. Gene Ontology annotation, biological process: transmembrane transport. The transcript is spliced from 2 exons. NCBI's taxonomy places the organism in Eukaryota, Metazoa, Mollusca, Bivalvia, Myida, Dreissenidae. The record is from RefSeq and is a predicted model, not a curated record. Bases 2486 to 2950 code for a protein of 154 amino acids.